This is a messenger RNA of Ooceraea biroi (clonal raider ant), 1380 nucleotides long. RefSeq lists its product as uncharacterized. The record is from RefSeq and is a predicted model, not a curated record. NCBI's taxonomy places the organism in Eukaryota, Metazoa, Arthropoda, Insecta, Hymenoptera, Formicidae.
GGAUAACAAGCUAUAAAAGACUCGCUUCGACUUCCUGAGCUGCUAGUCGACAUUUGGGAAUUCCUAUUCUUGCAUUAUAUGGAAAAUUCGUGGACAGGAUGAAACACCUCGGCAAUCUCUUCGGCCUCUGCUUCGCGAUCCUGGCAGGAUCAAUACUUGUAAGUUCAACGACGAUUGACGCUUCGACGGGCGAUGCACACGAUACGAAGGAUGCCGAGAAUCAUCAUAUAAGUCCAUCGAAAUUGGAGGACGCGAAGAACAAUUCCGAGUGCCCUUCAAAUACGAACCUCUUGAAAGGCGUGACCCAGAUUGGAGAACGCGCCGUGAAGGAUCCAUCGCAUUCUAACAAGGUAUCAAACGCAUCGACAGCCUCGUUCGAUUCCAAGAGUAUCGAGACGCAGCAUUCAAAAUAUAUUGGCGAUAGAAAGGACGAUCCGUUUCAAUUGGAACAUCAACAGAAAGCAGUAAAUUUGUCGUCGCACGAUAUUUUACUGGAUCCUGCUUUAAUACGCCUGGUUCGCCAGGCUGAAAAGCGCAAUGCGGAUUAUCCGACACACGAGGACACUUCCGGCAAUGUCGAGAGUAUCGAUUUGUCGCAACGAGGUUCAGACCUCGAGGAUGAUCUCGGAGUAGCCGAAGAUAGACGUCAGUAUCCUUAUUGGUAUCGGGGACAGCCUACAAAUCAAAGGUAUCGAGUGAACGACAGGAGGGAGCAUUAUCGUAACUACUUGAGAUAUCCCGUGUUUCCGGGAAAAUAACUCUGGAAGAGAGAUUAUAUAUUUCUUUAAAACUUAGAUUCUCAUUUUCGAAUUUACAUAAGUGAGAAAAAGUAGCCAGAAUAAUAAAACUUUCUGUUAGAAGGAAGUAACACUCAAGAAAUGUAAAUAAAUUAUUUUCAAAUUUAAACUUGUAAUUAAAAUAAUAAUUUUUCAAGAUUAAAAAGAUUGCUUUUCUCAAAAAAUUCUAAGGUGUUUUUUGAAAUCAUUUUCCCUUGCAACUAAAAAAAAUGUUUUGCAAUAACUGAUGCUUGUAUAAUAAUACUUUACAAACCGUAUUUUUUAAAUUAAAUAAUUUUGUUACUGUAUGAAUUUAAUUAUUUCUAUUUAUGAUUUUCCUUAUUCAAGUAUGAACAUUUAUAUUGCAUCAAUAAUAGAUAUUAUAAUAAGAAAUAAACAAUUAUAUGAAUAUAAUGUGUCUGUUAUCUUAAAUUAUGUUAAUAUUAUGUUAAUCUUCAUGUUGAGUGUAACGUUUGUGCAUUAUGUUAAUUUUAUUAAAUAGGAAACAAACGUUAACAAUUAUAAUUGAUGUUAUAAUGUAUAUUUAUUUAUAAAACUUUAUGUACACAUAUCUGUAGAGGUAACAAAGAUUCGUCAAAGAUAU